AAAAACAUUAAUGGGGUGAGAGAGGCUCGAACUCUCGACCUCAGGAUUACUCAGAUAGCUAUGAGACCUACGCGCUAGCCAACUGCGCCACCACCCCUGUUGUUUGUUCACCUCAGAAAACUCUUGAACUAGGACGAAGAGACGAAAACUCUUGCACAGCCCCAAUCUUCUCUGCUUCUUUCUCAAUUCGUCCUCUGCUCUUGGUUCCUGCGAGUUUCAGCGUGAUUAGGCAUGUUUUAGUCGUGCGUGACGAGUAGUAAGGUUUUAGCAAUGGUUGGACAUGUUGUGGUGUCUCCAUCAUUAUGCAUUCAUCUACGGAUGCCUGAGGUUCACUCUACUAAAAGAAGCUCUAUCUCCAUGAAUCCUCAUGUAGAGAUUGCCCAAAGGAAACCGUCAGGGGAAGCUCGGAAACGCUAUGCUUCUACUUCCUUGAAUCUUGGAGCUUUUUUGUCUCGUGGAGAGUCUUCUUGUAAAUGUACUUGCUUGGCAUCUCUGGCAGAGUUUGAUGCUGUCGCUGGUUCCGGUUGGGUCCCUAUCGGUGACCAAGUUCUCCUUAUAGCCAGUGUUUUCCUUACAUAUAUGGCUGGAGUGAUUCCUCUUCAAAACUCUGCUUACUCUUCCACAAAGAACACCGUGGAGGAGAAUCCAGAUGUUGGGACUUCAGAAUCUUCUGAUUUUGAGGGUGAUUUGAAGUCUGUAUGGGAUGUGGUGAAAGCAAAGCUUUUAGAUUCUUUAGACGCCAUCAAGCGUGAGAGUUCACUUGGAAGCAGAGUCCUGAAAGCCAAACCGCCUCAAGGGAAACCCCCGCUGAGCUUGUAUGCGAUAUCUGAAGGGCCACAGAUGUACUUGCUCUGGUCAUGUUUUCAGAAACUUGAAGAAGAGACAAAUAAGAUAUCUAACACAACCAAUUCGGAUGAGUGGAUGGUUGGUUUUACUGAUAUUGUCCGCAAAGCAUACCAAGGAGCAUGCACGGCUUGGCUAAAAAGGGAACUGUCUGUGGAAAGCACUGAUUCCGACAAGACUCUAUCCCAUGAUGUGCAGGCGAUUACUCCUUUGCUGAUCAAAAUGCUAAAUGAAAAGGACGCUAUUUUUAACAAAAUAAGAAAAUCAGGCAAGGAGGAACUGUUUGCAGACUUCUUAUAUUUUCACAGAUUUGGAUCUUCCGGGAAACCUUCUUGCUACGACCUUAGCUUGUUUCGCACUCACGGAGUUGCCAUUUUGGAAGACUUGAUGAUAACUUUAGCAGAUGGGGUCGCUAGCAUCUAUCUAGAGUUCAUUUCUGUAGACAGCAAGUUUUCAGAUGAAAUGAACACUGGAGGAUUAGAUAUAUGUAUCCUUUCUAGUAGAGCACUCCAGAAACUACGUAAUGAGGUAGCUCUGUACCAGUGGUUGCAUCAGAACAUGGAAGCAGUUGUGUCGAUGUAUGAGGAUCGCUUUGACCUCUACAUUCUUCAAACUCAGGUUAUCAACAACCCUGAUGGUGGUGACGGUACAAAAAGCGGUAGUUGGUGGAGAAAGCUCACACCGGGAAAAGCUAAAGCUGCCUCAUCAUCAGCACCCUUGCGAUACUCCGUAAUCAGUGACUUCUCAUUGCCUGUUAAACGAACAAAGGAGCUUAAGGCUCUAUCUGGAUGGAGGUACUACUUCAGUUUGUUUCUGGAGUUAUCAGACAUCGGAAUGCCAAUCAUUAGGGUGGUGCUGGAUAAAGUGAGUAGCGUCAUAUCCUUCUUUCUUGUCACCUUGAUAGGUAGAUCAGUCGGGCUCAUCUUCACCGGCAUUAGACAAUCUCUCCGGUGGAAGUGAAGUCUCAUUACUGGGGAUUCUAAUUUUUUGUUCUGUCGACCUCGUUUUUGGUGCCCUUUCGAUGAUUCUUGGUAGUCAUAAGCUGAUGAAAUAUUCUAUGAACUUCCAGUUUUGGCAUUGACUCAAUUAUUUCAACAACAUUACCAUUGUCCCUGGUGCUUCUGUCUCUGAAAAAUAGUGUAUUCUUGUGCAAUUCAGAAAAGUGUGUUCGUUCAUGAAAACUCUGACCAUUGUCA
This is a messenger RNA of Brassica napus (rape), 2039 nucleotides long. RefSeq lists its product as uncharacterized. The transcript has 8 exons. Bases 271 to 1803 code for a protein of 510 amino acids. NCBI's taxonomy places the organism in Eukaryota, Viridiplantae, Streptophyta, Magnoliopsida, Brassicales, Brassicaceae. The record is from RefSeq and is a predicted model, not a curated record.